Messenger RNA from Schistosoma haematobium, 4028 nucleotides. RefSeq lists its product as uncharacterized. Gene Ontology annotation, molecular function: calcium-activated potassium channel activity; potassium channel regulator activity. Lineage: Eukaryota; Metazoa; Platyhelminthes; Trematoda; Strigeidida; Schistosomatidae. The coding region runs from base 1 to 1170 and encodes 389 amino acids. The record is from RefSeq and is a predicted model, not a curated record. Gene Ontology annotation, cellular component: membrane; voltage-gated potassium channel complex. The transcript has 2 exons. Gene Ontology annotation, biological process: potassium ion transport; detection of calcium ion.
AUGAAUGCAUCAAUUAAACGUGAACAUUUAAAACCAUUAUCACCAUCUGCAUCAUCAUCAAUUCGCACAGCAACUAUUAAUAAUCAUAAUCCUAAUCAUUAUAAUAUUGCUACACGUUUAAAAAGUCGUUUAUGUUCAAAUUCAUGUUUAAAAAUUGUUUAUUUAUCAUGUGCUACAUUAAUAUCAGCUAGUUUUAUUAUUGAAUGUAUAUUAUUACAUUUAAUUAUUGUACCAUAUUUAUCUGAAUCAAUAUUUGAAGAAGGUAUGUGUAAAUAUAGUAGUUCACGUAGGGAUGAUACAAAUAAACGUUGUGAAAAUAAAUGUUCUAAAGAACGUUCUACAUUUCCAUGUUUACAAUUAAAAGUAAUAUUUACACCAAUACAUAUUAUACCAUAUAAAAAAUCCAAUCAGGAAUUAAUCAAUAAACGUAUAAAUUACAAAAAUCGUAAUAAUAAUAAUAAUGAUAAUAUGGAUCAUAUAGAUAAUUCAUUUAGAUCUAUGAUGGAUUAUACUAAUACUAUAAAUGAUCCUAAUCUUAUACAUUCUGAUACAUCUAAUUAUACUAUAUAUUAUGAUUUUGAAUCAUCAGAAUCACGUAUAGUUUAUUUAUAUGAUUAUUUUAGUACAUUUACAGCAUAUAAAACAAGUCGAUGCGCAACAAGUCCAUGUCAUCGACGUGAAGAAGAUAAUAAACUAGCUGUGGAAGAAUUCAAACGUGAUUUAAGUCGACGUAAUAUAUUUCGAUGUUACGCUACACCAACACCAUCCCAUACAACAUUAAUUACAACAACAACACUAACAAAUAAUCCACAAUUUUCGAAUAAUAUUUUAACUAAUGAUCAACAAUCUUUCACUAAUACCAUUUCGUCCUCCUCAUCACCAUCAUUAUCUGUUCCUUCGAUUUCUCAAUCUUCUACAACAUUGAAUCAUUCUAUGCUAAUGUCAAUGAAUAAUAAAUCACCACCUAAUAGAUAUCAUCUACCUCUUAUUCAACAAUUAGAUUCUAAUCAUGCUGCAGCUAUACUACAUCGUUUAUAUACAUCAUCAAUGUUUAUGCAUGGUCUUCUAUGGCCUGGUGGUAUAUUUCUAACUGCUUUAAUCAUUUUAUUAUUUACAUAUUUUACUGAUUCAUGUGAAGCAUGGGCUGGAGAUAAAACUGUUAUUGCUUAAACAGGAAAAAUUUAUUAUUUAUUUCCUUUAAUGGAUUAAAUUCAAAGUGAAACAAUAAUACAUAGUGAUUCAUCUUAAAACUUUUCUAAUUUCAAUGAUUAUCAUUAUUUAAUUGAUUUGCUAUGGAUCAUCAUAUUCUAUUUAGAUUCACUUUUGUUUUUGGUUAUUCAAAUAUUGAUAUGUAUGUGUGUAGAUACGUGUGUGUGUGUGUGUAAUUUAGAUUGUGUAUUUAUAUGUUUGUUGUAUGCAUAACGUGCAGGUUUGUGUGUGUGUGUGUGUGUGUGUACGUGUAUGCACCUGGAAACAUGAAGUAAUAAAUAGAAUCUAUAAGGGAAUUUGUUCAUUGUUUAUUCUUUCAUUUUAUUGAUGUUAAUCCAAUCCUCAGUAAUCUAUAAUUAAUAAAUUCCUUGAAAUUUGUAUUAUUAAUUCAUGAAAUUAAACAUGUAUUCAUCUUAAUGUGAAUAUUUAAAGAGUGUAGAGUGAAUAAAUUACUUGUUAUUUCCAGGAGUAGUUGUAGUGCUCAUAGUAAUCACAUAAAUAUGUAGUUUCAUUCAAUUGAAAUUUAUACUGAUGACAACGGAUGUAUAAAUUUUUAUGUUAAUUAGACAUAAGCAACAUAAAAUUCGUGGAAUAAAAAAGGUAUAAGCAAAUCUUACAGUCGAUAAGGAAUGAAUGUAUGAUUGUGACUAGUUUUGAGCUGUAUAACUCGUUGUCUCCAAUCACUGAUUACAAUAAUCACUAGGGCCUCUAAAAGGUAGUUUGUAACCACUAACCAAGAUUAAUCCAAUAGUUAAUGGUUUCAUGGAUUGCUACGACGUCUUGGUUUGACUGCUGUACGUUUUCAGUCACACACUCCUACACUAUAAAAUAUCGUGCGUUGGGCGAGAGGUGAUUGUUUAGCACACAUUACAUAAAUCUUAACCACUUGAAUUGAUGAAGAUCUUUUACCUCAUCAACCGAUUUCUCAUCUUUACUUAAUGCCAUGAGUCUAACCUUAUUCGAUUAUCUCAGCAUACUUGAGUAAGGCUUUUAAGGUAUCUAUGAUCAAAUAUUAUUCACUGAUGAACAUCAUUUAUUUUUAAAAGUCACAUUACACAGUCAUAGAUCAAAAUAGUAGAAAUGUUUGUUCAGUAUACUUCUCUUUUGGUAGGUGAACAGACAUCUUGCCUAAGCCACAGAUGACGUUGGUUAGAGUCAACACAGGUUUCGAAUCCACGACGGAACAUUAUCAUCGAACACCAACCUACCUGGGAAAAUGAGACUUCCAAGAUAGGUAAGGUGAACGAUGCAUCUAACUGAUUCACUCCGUAUCAUAAGUUAUAGCGUUUAUGUAGAACAAUCCUGAAGCAACACUUUACACUUAGGGGAAGUGAUACCCAUUCGAAAAUGUGUUUUCAUUGUUAUUUAAAGUGAUCAAAGAACUCCAUAACUAGCCAAUCGACUAAAUUAACUUAUCAUUUGGUCUAAUUCAAAUUUUAUCUUCAUACACUAAAAAUGGGAAUUUAUCGCUAGAUCUAGUACCUUUAUAUCAAUUUUGUACAUAAUAGAUUCACUUUUUCAAACUCUUUCAUUUUCGCCAUUCCAAAUUACAGAUCGUUUAAUCUGAAAAUCUAUCUCUCUGUGUCACCUUGUUCGAGGGAAUUCACUCUGUAUCUGCUCAUAAUGCAGUAACUGUAUAUUCAAUAGUUCGUUAAAUAGUAUGAAGUAUUUGUGCAACAUUUAUCGCUAACUAAAAUCGAUAGCACCAUCUGUGAAUUGAUAAAUAGCUGUCUAUAUAGAAUUCAUUCCUAUAUUGAUUGGUUGAAUCUUCCCAUUGAUGGUUAGGAUUGAAAUUGGUCAGUUUCUUAGUGGCUUAUGUGCAUUCUGUGUGGAUUGCCUCGACAUCACCUUAGGUCACAAGCGUUAUAAGAGAUUAAUCAACUGCAGUUCUAAACAUCAAUCGGAAGAUUCAAACAAACAAUACAAAAACAAGUUAAAACUCCACCCCAUUUCACAAGUUAAUCGCUAUCUGAACUCAGUAACUAAGUAGAUAACGCGAUGACGUUUGAAGCAAAUGGUGUUGGGUUUGAGUCUUAGAGUGAACAUCAACUCUGUGAUACAGGUACAUCUAUUUGAUGAGUCCUAAAUAGGACGAAACAUGCGUUCUGGAUUCCAUUGCUAGCCACUAUCAAUCUUUGUUUAUAAUGUCUAUGUAAUAGUAUACUUAUUGGUUGUGAUGUACAUGGUUAAACUGAAUUUUAUGCAACAGAAUUUUAUUUAAAACCUAUUUUGAAUAUUUUAAUCUCCAAGAUAGUAGUAGUAGUAGAUAACGGAGGUUUCAGGUUGGAAAAAUAGUCUAAAAUUGUAUUCAUUUUAAAGUAAUUCUUUAGAGAACUGUCGAAUUUAAAGUUUAGAUUCAGUGACACUUAAUAUUGAUUUUCAAUAAAAUCUACUAUAAAGUGUUUUCGAUACAGCAUAAAUUUCAGGUGUUUUGUAUCAAUACUUAGACUGAAGGUAUAAUUUACAUGAGAAUGAACAUUAUUUUGCUUUGUUGUCAAAGGCUGAAAAGCACUUCAGCAAACACACUUUGUUGAUGGAGUGAUUGAUCAUUGAAUAGUGAGUGACCAAUGAAUUUAAAUAAAUCAGUACUACAGGAGAUCAGCCACUGGUUGAAUAGCUCAGUCAUUAUGAGAGUGUGUUAUGUGAUGUGCGUCUAAGUUCCACGAGGAGCAUUAAUUCCAUCAGUAUUUGAGGUAAGCCUUGAUGAUAAGUGACAAUUGGUAAGAAACCUGGGUUCAAUGCUUACUGCUGAAUAGCUCCAAUGAAUGGAAAACUUAUUGAAAAUUAUGAGAAGGAAACACUUAGUGUACAUUGAAGAA